UUUAAGAAAAUAAUGUUUUUACUACUUAAUAGACGACAUUGAACAACAGAGACAAAAUCUAUAUUUUUAUGUAUUAACAGCUGUACUGUAUGUUUUUCAACUUCUAACGUCUUCAAAAAGAAAACAAAUAUUUGGUGUCUUUGUUAUAUUAUUAUUGUUAUCAAUAUUAACUUUUGAAUUUUUUGGCCGCAUUUUGACCUUUGACAUUUUGUCCUUCGCCAUCUUGGUCUUUUUAAACCAGAAGAAUCUAGGUUUGCCGAGAGAGCUCAACGAAGUGCUAAUUAAGAAAACAUGCGAAACUAAAAAAAUACAUGCAAAUUAAGAAAACAACUUCGUUACUUUGAAGACAAAUGCGGAGCAAAAAGUCACAACACUCAGCUGCAAAAAGUCGUAAGACUCAUUAAUUGGAUGAGCAGGGGGAGGAGCCUAACUGUGAGCUCACCUACACCAUUGAACUACUAACUGUCAAUCACACUAUAUCUAGGCCCCAAUGCAUACAGUGCUUAUAUAUGACUCUAACACCUGAACCUCAUAUUACAAGAUGACGCUGUAUUAAAGAAGAGAAUAGGGAUCAAUGAUCAAAUCAAGGAACAAGUAAUUUUCUCAUAUUCUUCUAUGGAAACAACCAGUAGAGUCGCCCCCUGUCGGCCAUUCAAGAGAAAACAGGUUUCAGGCACUUCCACUUUGGCAUCUCUCUCUGGACCCAGAGUGUACUUCAACUUUCAUAAAUCGUCUGUGUGUUGUUUAAGGUUUAUUUUUGGGACGAAAGCGUGAACUAUUAGUCAAUUGUAAAUGGCCAGCAGGUGUUAGUGUCACAUGUCGCAGUUUCUCAUGGAUUAAUCAGACAAUCAUGUAAAAAUGAGUAGCGAUUUUUAAAACAGAAGUAUUGUUUAAAAAAAGUUUAGAUUAGCUCAGAUCUACUUCGCAUUAAGAAAUGAUGUAAGGAUAUAUGAAUUAAUUUAGCCGUCCUGUGCUGUGUGAACUAUGAACCAUGUUGUAAGAGAACUCUACCUUGAGUACUUGGCUUUCUUUUGUCUUUGUAUAUAUGAAAUUAUUCUCCGAACAAAAUGCCAGUACUAGACCUGAACUUAAUGAGUUUACAAAUUAACUAAAUGUAUUUUCCUUUUACACUAAACGUUACAAUUUUCAUUUUAUAUCGAACUAACCAUGCGUCAUUCAGGGAAACUAACGGCUGAAUAAAAGGAGCUUUGUUGGGAAAGUUAGCCGGCAUUCGUAUUCGAUAAGAAAAUGAGUUACUGUGCAGAUAAGUCAACAGGUAUGAAGCCUACGCCUUAAAGGCAAUAUUUACUUAUGGUGUUGCGCUUCUAGUGCUGAGAGAGCGCAAGGCCAAACACAAAAAGCUGCCAACCGAGCACGUCUGGUCUGCUCAAGAAGAGAUGAGAGAAUAUUUAGCAGGAAUGGCUUGACUGGACCUUUAACUUCAACUACAGGAUCGAAUAGUGUGUCGAGAGGUUCUGUCGGCAGCCAUGAGCGUCCUCGGGAAGAUCAUCUUCUACAGCAUGAUAGCCCUCAUCAUCACAUUCUUGGCCAUCAUCAUCCUCUUCCUCUCCUUUGCCUUCUCAAGUUUGUCUGCUGUGCUGAGCAGCAACACGGCGCCCAUCGCAAACCUGGGCCAGGACACGCUCCUCAGCUGCUACCUUCUCACACAGACUGUCACAAAGGUGUCGGUCACCUGGGAGAAGAAGGGUCUAAGUGGAGUGGUUUACAAGUACAACAACGGAGCUGCCAGCCUGCAGGACCAGAGCUCACAGUUCAAGGGGAGAACUCAGCUGUUCUCUGAAGCUUUGGCUACAGGGAACGCUUCCCUACUGUUGAGGAACGUGAAGCAAAGCGACGAGGGCGAGUACACGUGCAGCAUCAGCUCCACUAAGAGCGGAGGCACAGUCAACAUUCAUCUCCGGACAGCAGCCUUCACUGCCCCCACAUUCACACUUUCCAACAGUGUGCUGACGGCUCAUGCCAGCAGGUGGUUCCCUAAACCUAACGUGACAUGGUUGAACCUGGAUGAGGAAGUCCUGCGUGGAAACACCACCUUCUCAGCGAGCCCCAACAAAAUAUACAGUGUUACGAGCACACUGCCAGUCAACAUCACUGACACCUACAUCUGCAGGAUUGAAAACAACCUUGUGUCCUCUGUCUCUACAGCAACGGUGACAGGUUCUGCUGUAUCAGAGGACUCGUACUUCACCUUCAGUGCUGCUUCGUCCCUGCUGGUGUCAGUUCACCUGAGUAUCACCACCACCGGCAUCCUCUGCAUCUACAACCUGACCUAAUUAUGCACACGCAGACAUACAGAUGGUGACAAAUUUUAGGAAAAACAAAAAUUUUCUUUCUGAAACUGUAAAAGUGACCAACAGAAAUCGAGCAUUUGCCGGACUCAGUCGACAGAACCUGAAGUAAAGAGCUGUUCACCUGUUUAUUCAAAGCGUGGUGACGCUCGACUUAGUACACAAACUUAUAAUGCACAACGACACUUACUUUGAGUUCCAGUCGCUGCUGCUACAGAGCACUGAUCGCAUGUUUAUUCAAAGUUUAUUCAAAUUGGAUAUAUCAUGAGUCCAAAUCGCACCAAAUUCAAUUUAACACUUACUUAACAACCUUAACCUUAACAAUUUACAUGACAUGUGUGAAGCUGUGUGAACGGUUGGCGAGAGGAGAUCUAUUUUUAUAUCAAGGUGUGUUGAAGCUGUUAUGAGGCCACCUGGUGGUAACUUACUUAUGUUGUUUUUUCCUUUAAUUUGUCCCCUGUCUGAACAUGAGAUAAAUAUUCAAUAUUCACUCAAACAUCCCAACCAGGUUGUAUAUAUAUGUUUGCAGAAGAACAUAUUAUUUGAGGGUGAUGCUUAGAGCUGAAAUCAUUUGCCAAGCAAAUUAAAAUUCUAUGAAAAGAUUAAUACAUGAUUAAAAUGAGGAAAAAUGUAAUUAUGGAAGCAAAACUUGGAAGCUGAAAACUGAAGCGAAUUGGACUCAAGAAAACAGCUGAUGUGCAGAAUCAAAACUUGGGAGAAGAGAAGAAAGCUGGAAUAAAUGCAGAGACGGAUGAAAAAACAACUGAAGAAAAACGUGGAAGCCGAGAGAUGGAGGAUUAACUGAGAUGAUGCUGAAAACGGCUGAAAUACAGAACAAAAACUUGGUCGGUGAAAGCUGAAGGAAAGACUGAAGCAAUGCUUAAACUAAAAAUCCACUAAUUAAAACAAGUUUAAAUUUAAAAAUAAAAAUAAAAUGAAGAAAUCAGAACUCAGAAGCUGAGACAUGAAGGAUUACGACAUGUUAAAGCAAAACUUGAAGCUGAAAGUGAACUGAAAGACUUAAAUACUGCAUUGACUGACUUCAUGUUAAUUCCUUGUAUAAUUUAUUAUUGUAUUAAUAUAUUUGUUGUUCACCACCUUAUGCUACCAAUGUUACAACUGCUACCUGGGCACAAACAGGAAUUGAUGUGUUUGUUAAAAAAAGAAAACCACCGUAGAAAAGGAUUCAUUUCUCAGUCGGUGGUAAAACAACAGGCCACAGAAAAAAAACCUGGAAAAGUUUAACUUUAAAAGUUCGAAGCCACAUUUUUUAAAAGCAGCAGGAAUUGUAUUUGUCAAGAGGCUGAAAUCAGAAACAUAUUUUUCACCAAUAAACACAUUUUGUAUUCCA
Molecule: messenger RNA, 3660 nt
Organism: Pleuronectes platessa (European plaice)
Lineage: Eukaryota; Metazoa; Chordata; Actinopteri; Pleuronectiformes; Pleuronectidae
Gene: vtcn1
Product: V-set domain containing T cell activation inhibitor 1
Exons: 5
Coding region: 1488-2294 (268 amino acids)
Source: RefSeq, a predicted model, not a curated record